Scatophagus argus is the source of this 5097-nucleotide messenger RNA. It is a transcript of the gene zbtb1, whose product is annotated as zinc finger and BTB domain containing 1. The record is from RefSeq and is a predicted model, not a curated record. The coding region runs from base 345 to 2399 and encodes 684 amino acids. Gene Ontology annotation, biological process: regulation of cytokine production; regulation of immune system process; negative regulation of transcription by RNA polymerase II. NCBI's taxonomy places the organism in Eukaryota, Metazoa, Chordata, Actinopteri, Scatophagidae. Gene Ontology annotation, molecular function: protein binding. The transcript has 3 exons.
UGUGCGGAAGUUCUUUCAUCCUGCAGGAGGAGAAGAAGAAGAAGAGGAGGCUUCUCCUUCGUCUCAACUUUCCUCCUGACACAACAAACCUCCGGAGAGGAAACUUCCUGACCACCGGGGACAUCCACACACCCGCCGACAAAAGCAGCUCCUCCGCCGGCCUCUGGUACACACGGGCAGGUUUCACGGCGAAUGACAGCCGGUGAAUGCGUGAAUGUACCCCCGCACGCCCGCGGCAGCACCGCGGGGGUGGACGGUGAGCUGAGAGCCGCUGCGGCUCAAUUACAGCAGACCGACUCACCGUGACUUGAAGAGCUCUGAUUUUACACCUCUUUACAAGGGCGAUGGCGAGGCCGAGCCACAGCGAUCAUGUCCUCCAGCAGCUCAACAACCAGCGGGAGUGGGGCUUCCUGUGUGACUGUCUCAUUGCCAUCGGUGACAUCUAUUUUAGGGCACACAAGGCUGUCCUGGCGGCCUGCAGCUCCUACUUCAGGAUGAUGUUCAUCCGCGACCAGCAGGGGGCGGGCCGCCUGGACCUCAGUAACAUGCAGAUCAGUGCAGAGUGCUUCGACCUCAUCCUGCAGCUCAUGUACCUCGGACGCAUUGUUGUGGGGAGCUAUGAAUUCGAUGAGCUCAAGGCUUCCAUGGCGUACCUGCAGAUGUACUACAUCCCAGACUCGCUGGAGGAUCUCAGGGACAUCAGGAGCUCCAACCUCACCCCAUCCUCCUCGGCCUCCUCCUCGUCCAGUUCUUCGACCGGCCCUGUUGGUGGGAAAAUGAUGUUUGGGGUGCGCAUGUAUGAGCAGCAGAGGCCUCCGGCACCAGAUGCAGAGCGUCUACCAAAAGCUGUCAACAGUACUGCUGUGCGUCCAGCUGUUUCAGCGACUGUCAGCAGACCAGUUGUGGUGGAGGAGGUGGUGAACACACCUCUCAUAGUGGCACCGUUGGUGGUGGAUGGAGGAGUCGAGCAGCCAUGCGAUUUGAGAAAGAGGUCCAGCGGCAAGAGUUCGACUCUCAAAGACCGUCCACGGUUUGGCCGCACCUACACCUGCGAUGACUGCGGCUUUGUCUUCAGCUGCGAAAAGCUUCUGAUUGAACACAUCCUGACCUGCACUAACAGGAAGGCCUUUCAUCAGCCGAGAGGGAACACUGAAGGUGACAAUGACUCCAGCAAAGCUGAGAGCUCCACCUCUGAGAGCACAGAAGAACCCAGGGUCAUCUGUAAAGGCGAGGAUGAAUGGCCCGAGGCCAAGGCCAACACUGAGCUCGCCAUCAGGUCGGUGGCAGCAGGGACAGACGGUGAGUCCGGAUCAACUCGCAGCAUCUCCAUUAAGACAGAACCAGAAGAAAAUACUUUCCCUGAGAUAGAAGUGGUCCGGGUCGGUGAACACACCAACAGAGACUGUAGCGCACGCUUUAAUGAAGCCACACGUAAAGAUAUGCAGAGGGAGAAAACUGGAUCAGACCGAGAACCAGAGCCCGGUGUCUCAGGUAUGGAUAACAGCAACGAGCCUUUUGAAGGCCACAUGUCCAGCAGUGAAGAUUCAACAGUCCCUGCAAAGCUUCGUAAGGUCAAAGACGAGAAGCAGGACACCGACUGUGCCCCCUGUGAACUCUGUGGUGCUCUGUUACCAGAGGAGGAUAAGUCGGCCCACUAUCUGUCCAACCACAUGGGCCAUAUAUGUGCCUGUGGGAGGUGUGGCCAGGUUCUGAUCAAAGGCCGCCAGCUCCAGGAACAUGCAGAGCGCUGUGGUGAAACGCAGGGCGGCGAGUCAGAUUCCCACGGGGAGGAUGAGGCGUCCCUGCUCGAGGAGCCACAGGGGAUGGAGGAGGGGCUGCUGGAGGCGGCCGACCUGGCCUGCUCUCACUGCGGUCUGCUGUUCCAGAAUGAGAGCCUGGCACUGGAGCACGCCCUGUCCUGCCACGAUCAGGAGCUGUUCCGCCCGGUGCUGCUGGAGGAGGGCGGAGAAGCCGAUCACCGCCGCAAACACUUCUGCAGCAUCUGUGGCAAAGGCUUUUACCAGCGUUGCCACCUGCGGGAGCACUACACCGUCCACACCAAGGAGAAGCAGUUCACCUGCCAGACCUGCGGGAAGCAGUUCCUGCGGGAGCGCCAGCUCAGGCUGCACACCGACAUGCACAAAGGCAUGGCACGCUAUGUGUGCCCCGUCUGCGACCAGGGAACGUUCCUCAAACACGACCACGUCCGACACAUGAUCUCCCACCUGUCGGCCGGGGAAACCAUCUGCCAGGUGUGCUUUCAGAUCUUCCCUGGUGGAGAACAGCUGGAGAAACACAUGGACGUCCACCUGUACAUCUGCGGCGUCUGUGGUGAGAAGUUCCGUCUCCGUAAAGACAUGAGGAGCCACUAUAACUCCAAGCACACCAAGAGACUAUAGGAACAAUUUGGACCGUCCUCUGCAUUUAUACUAGUUUGUUACUUAAAAAAAAAAGCCAUAAAUGUGAGAACAAAUGUAUGCACUUGAACACCAAAAAGAGAACUUUUUAAUCUGCACUUUGAAACUAUAUGCAUAACCUAAACAGGCGUUCACACUGCGAGCGGCGGGGCAGAUUAUUGAUCACUCCGUGGUGACUCUUUCUGCAGCAUUUUCCUUUGAAAGCCGUUCAGUGUAGAGUCGGGACGUUUCCAUCAGCUGAUUGGAGUCAGGAUCAGCUCCUGUCAAUGAACCGGCCACAUCUGACAGACAAAGUUUAGCUAACCCUCCCCAGCCACUGUUGGAUGUCAGCACCGGUCACAGCUAACUAACAAGUAGAUGUAGCUUUUGAUUUAGAAUAUUUAUAAAGAACCUGCGAUUUUUAUAUACAGGAUGAUUCAUACAUGAUUAUUUGGAUUACAGGUUAUUUGAACAGUAACAGGUGGCUGUUUUUUUCAUAUCCACAGUCUAACAUAAUUCUUUAAGAUGUCCAGAAGCCCAAAGAAAUCAAAGAAAACUAGCAGCUGGCGAAUUAACGAUAAAUGUUCUGUCUAGAACCUAAACUGGUAGUCCUACUUGACUUUACCAAAGGCAAGCUGGCAGAUAGAGAGAGAAGCUCCUCUCUACAUGUGUUUGUUUUGUGACUUUCGUGACUUGUCAACAGGCCUAACGAGAAAAAACUCCCAUCAUGCCUCUGCACCUGUUCAGUUCACAAUUGUGUUACUCACAGUGUGAAAGUAUGGUAAAAUCAUGUCGUGAACUCCAGGAGAAAUGAAAGCUGGCGUAUCCUCAGAGAGCUCCUGGUUCCUGAGGCUGUGCUCUGCAGAGGGAGGAGCCUCAGGUUCUCCGAGUGGUGAACGAGAAGACGCCCAAUUCAGUUUCCCUUUGGAGUGACGUGUCAAAGGGUCUGUCAGCAUUUCAGAGGGCUGCAACGCCUUGAGCUUUGAUGUCAGCUUAUCUCACAGAAUACUAAAAUCUCUGAAGAUUAAACACUUUGAGUUUUUCAAGUUGUAGUUAGCGAGCGCAGUUGGUUUUCAGAUUCUUUGUUUUGUGACUCUGAUAGUACACUGACUCAUACGCUUCUUCCCUUUGCUUUCAGUUCGGCUUUGUGUCGCAGUGAUGCGGCCCUCGCUGUCCGAUACGCUCUGUGUUCAGUGCCUUUACUGUGACAGUGUGCUGUCUCUGUUGUUUCCUUCCUGUCUUUUUGGCGGUGGUGCGUGUUGGGGGGCUGGACAGGCACAAGUGAGGCCCCCCAUUUCGAAGUGAAUAUUUAGAAAUCUCAUUGUGGAAAAGGCAGCAGUUCUAUGCUGGACUGCAUUGCAUCGAUGUUUAAGGUCUUCUCAGGCUGGUGCCGUUUGGUCCAGUUGUAUCAGACUUUCAGCAGAUCUGAGCUCCACAUAAGACCACAUCACAAGGCUGAUGUUUCAGGUCCAACCCAUAGUCUUGAACCAGACUAAUUCAGAUAAUUUGCCUCAUCUUGGUUAAAGAACAUUGGAGCCAGAUGAAAAUUGUUCACCAUUUCAGAACGUGCCUAAAUCAAUUUAAAAAGGACCUAAACCAAAUGAACUAGCUAAAACCAUUUUAGAAGCAAUCAAAACCUGUUCAGAACCCACUACAUUAGUCCGCAACCAGUUGAAACCAGUUUCAGAAAAUCCUAGGUACCAAUGUGAUGUGUUCUUAAAAAAAACAAACAAAAAAAACCAAAAACGGUCCAGACAUAAAAACAAGGUCAGAACCAACUGAAACCAGUCUAGAAGCAUCCUGAACCAGCUACAAGUAUUUCAUAUCCACUUCAGUACCAUUUCAGAACCAGCUAACCAGUCAUAAAUCAUUUCAGACAAAGCCACUUCACAUUAACUAGUUGGAAGACUAUUGUAAACCAGUCCUGAACCAGCUAACACCAGUACUGAACCAACCAAACAAGUUUGGAAUUUGGCUGAACCAAGUCAGACCCACCACAGGUACUUCAAAACCAACUUAAACAGUUUCAGUCCAGCACUAUCCAAUCCAGAGUGAACCUCUUCAACCUGUCCAGUUUCAAGCAAACCAGAUAUUUCAAAAUUACAUGAACAUGAACCUUCCCAAACCAGUUCAGGACCAACUCAGACCAGUUCCAACCGUUUUCAUGCUGUCGUCUUGUUUUUCUUUGUUGGAAUCACAGUCAGAGGUUCAUUUAAUUUGCAAAGACUGAAGAGAAACUGAUGAGGUCCAGAUGUUUCUAUGAACUCAGCUGCUUUCAGAUGUGCAUUUGGUGCUGCCACAAACCAGUUCAGAAUCAAACUAAACCCGUUUAAUGAAAGGGCACAAGGUUGGGUCACUUUAAAACCACCUUAAACAAAUUGGGAACCAGAUCCAAACUGACUGGGACCAGCUCAGAACCGGUUGAAAGAGUUCCUAACCUGUCCAGUACUGACUGAUAUCAGAUUACCUCCCAUGAAAACUAGUCCAGUUCACUUCAGCCUAAACCCUUUCAAAACCAAACCUGAAUGAAUGCAUUUGUGUGUGCAGACUUCUUUGUGUGUUCAGGUGAUUUUUGUUGCUCUGGGGUUUUUCUCACUGACGUUCAGUUUGUGGAGUUUUGAAAGAUGCCGCUUCGUUCUCUUGGAAUAAACUCAAACAUUUCUUAAGCUCUCAAUAAACCAAGUGAAUUUCUGUUUGUGAA